Funneliformis geosporum is the source of this 816-nucleotide messenger RNA. NCBI's taxonomy places the organism in Eukaryota, Fungi, Glomeromycota, Glomeromycetes, Glomerales, Glomeraceae. The record is from the annotation of a GenBank genome assembly.
AUGUAUAAUUUAUGGCAGACAGUCUGCAGAAAAGUGGAAAUGGGAGAAUCUUCAACAACAGCAAUAAUAAGAGAAAUUGAUGAAGAAACAAGAAUAAAGUUAAAUAAAGGUCGCUUGGAAUAUAUUUUACAUGACCUUACUUAUAAUUAUAAUGUAGUAUUACCAGUUGAUCUACAAAUAAAGUCAGUCAGUAUCAAUAAUAAAGCGAUAGAUGAUGCUUUAUUAGAUAGAUUAAUAAUAUUGAUUGAUAAGCUUGAAUUAAAUAAACAAUAUGCACUUGAUAAUAUGAAUCAGUCACAAGAACGACAAAAAGAUCGAUACAAUAAUCACCGAGUUUCAGAAAGGUUAAAAAUAGUUGGAUUUAAUUACUAUAAAUUAAGAUCUAUUGAAGAACGAAUAGUCAAAGGAACCAUACAUGGUGACCGCUUAAAGCAAUAUAACGAACAGGAAAUAAAACCAAUGAUAAAAAUAUUAGUAAAAAAGAAUUUAAUUUUCAAAGAAAUGACGCAAGUAUACCAGCUUAUAUAUUCUGAUUUAUUAGCAAUAACCCCAACAACUAUAACAUUACCGCCUUUACUAAUGAUAUCUUCUCAAGAUGCAAGAAAAAUAAUUGAUACAGAAUACAUGACUCAAAAAGAUUCUAAGUUAUCUAAACAUUAUUUUAUUAUAUCAAAGAGAGUAUUUCUUAUAUUUGAAGAUAAUCUUGAACAACUAAUGAGAACUCAGUACAUGACUACAGCUCUAUUUGUAGGAUUGAAACUAAACGACCUCAAUGAAUUAAUUCACUGGAGUUCAUUUUUAAAGAAGAGGGAUAUU